Messenger RNA from Oncorhynchus masou masou (cherry salmon), 2931 nucleotides. RefSeq names its product nuclear body protein SP140-like protein. NCBI's taxonomy places the organism in Eukaryota, Metazoa, Chordata, Actinopteri, Salmoniformes, Salmonidae. Gene Ontology annotation, molecular function: translation regulator activity; DNA-binding transcription factor activity, RNA polymerase II-specific; protein binding. Gene Ontology annotation, biological process: regulation of transcription by RNA polymerase II; humoral immune response. Bases 372 to 2345 code for a protein of 657 amino acids. The transcript has 16 exons. The record is from RefSeq and is a predicted model, not a curated record. Gene Ontology annotation, cellular component: nucleus; cytoplasm.
CACUUUCACUUUCCAAACAUCACUUGAAGUGUACUUCCGUGCUUGCGGGAUAUCUAUAAUAUCUUUGAAAAUAACAUUAAUAACAACUUAUUGCCUACAGUUGAAAACGUUUUCAUUACGUCCUCUACGUCCUUCUUCCAAACGCGCGUCUAUCGGUGUGUGCAUUCGUCUGAAUAAAUCAAUCCGCCCGGGGUCUGUAUUGAAAUGUAAAUAGACUACAUAAUGUCAAUCAAACGUUAAUUUAUCAGUGUAUAUAUAUGCCACCCAAUAUGAACCGGAUCGUUCAUUAUUAAACUAUUAAUAAUAUUCAGUGACCUGGUAAAUAUUUGAUUUUUUCGACAAAGAAAACUGUUUUGAAGAAGUCUGCGCCAAUGGACCCGUUAAAUUUUCUGACCGAUGAGGAGUUACUGCGGUUUUUCCGCUGUAGUAGGACUGAGAUGUCGUGCAUGGAGCAACCACACACAUUUCUUAACCAGCUCCGAGACCACCACCUCAUUCCGGAAGAAAUGUACAAGAAGCUGAUUCGGAUUAGGAGUAAGGAUGUGAGGGAGAAGGGUGUGUACCAGGUGUUGGACUGGGUGGAGGCAGAGAGGCCCGACAGCAUCAAGGUGUUCUGGAACUGUGUGUUCAGGGACCACCUCCUGCAGCAGUACCCCACGUUACGCCUGCUCCGAAACCGCCUGCUGGAUGGGUCGUUCACAUUCUAUGAGAAACUGCCAAAGAAGGCUUCAGCUGAAGGAGAAGAGGAGGAUGAGGAAGAGGAGGAGGAGGAUAAAAAGAAGGCUUCCGAGGAAGGAGAUGAGGGGGAGAAGGAAGAGGAGAAAGAGGAGGAGGAGGUGAAAACAAGGAAAAAUAGUAAAGAGAAAGAGAGAAGUGAGAGUGCUGAGGAGGAGCAGCCCAGCACAUCCACCCAGUCCAACCCCAGUCAGAAGAGGAAAGUCCAGAGUCCGACCAACUGUUUUGCUUCCAGGAAGGGGGAGAAAGAUGACAUCUGGACCUGGCCCAUCUACAAGACCCAGCUCCCAGUCACCUGUGGGGACAAAGAAGGCAUUCUCAUCAGGAACAAGCUGACCAAAGGGGAGAGGUGCAUUGUGGUCCAGGGUCGCUGGUUCACCCCAAGUGGCUUUGAGGAAUUUGGGGGGAAGAAGAGCAGUAAGAAGUGGAAGUACAGUAUCCGCUGUAGCGGCACCACUCUGGGAGAACUGAUCCAGGAAGGUCAUUUAACUUCACCAGACUUUAAAAGAAGAAAAAGUGCACAGGAUCACCGCCCUGGUUCCUCGUCCACGGUUCGGAGGUCCCUACAAAUGAAUAGAACGAGAGCACUGUUUCCCUCCAACCAAUCAGUGGGCUCAAUCACACAAUCUGAGGAGGAUGACGAUGAGGAGGAGGACGAGGUAGCGGACGAAGCAGAGCAGGAAAGAGAGGAAGGAGAGAGAGAAGAGCAGGCAAACACUGCUGAAGGAGGGAGCAGGAAAGGAGGCAGUCAUGGUGCUGUGAAAAAGUCUGUCUUCAAAGUCACCUGUGGAGACAUCAAUGGGAUGCUACAUAAGGAUCGGUUUGCAUCAGGGUCGUGUGGAAAGAGCAUCCGUACGGAGCUGCGCUGGAUGACCCCGGUGGAGUUUGUGAAGGGGGAGUCAGCUCUGGAAGAUCCAUCCUGGAAGAACGACAUCCAGUGGGAUGGGAAACCACUCAGCCACCUCAUCAAGAGUAAGAUCUUGGUCAUCCACUCUCUCCUGUGUAAGUGCAAGCUGUGCAGCUCCACAGCCAAAGACAGGGAUAACGAUGACGACUGCUUCAUCUGUAGAAGCUGGGGUAGCUUGAUAUGCUGUGAUGAGUGUCCUCGCUCCUUCCAUCAGAGAUGUCAUCUUCCUAAUGUGGAUGACGCUAUGCUGGGGGAUGAUCGUCCGUGGUUGUGUACAUUCUGUGUACUGAGGGCCAGUCAGUCGUGGCGUUACCCCACACAAAUUACCUACGAGGAAGCCUUGAACUGCCGAAUCUCUGACCACCCACUGGAAUGCCAGUACCUCCUGCUGUGUCUCUACCAUGCAGAUGAGGACCACAUCUUUGUGAAAGAUCCUUGCAUCAAUGUGAGAAACUACACCAGUGUGAUAAAGACCCCUAUAUGGCUGGACAGGGUUGUGGAGAAGCUGCAGCAGAAUCUCUACCAGUCGGUGCAACACUUUGUGUCUGAUGUGUUGCUUAUCUUCACCAACUGUGCCACAUUUAACAGGGACAAUGCAGAGUUUCGUGUGAUGGGCGAAAGAUUGAAGGAUCUAUUUGAGAGAGAGUUCAAGAGUACAUUCAGCAUCCAACUUCAGCAUCCAACUGCAUCCAACAGCCAGUAGAGCCUGUACUGUACUCUCACUAUUUUUUAUAUUUAUAUCUAUAUACAGCAUGUGCAAAUGAGGUAGGAUAAGAGAGGUAAGGCAAUAAAUAGGCCAUGGUGGCGAAGUAAUUACAAUAUAGCAAUUAAACACUGGAAUGGUAGAAUGUACAGAAGAUGAAUGUGCAAGUAGAGAUACUGGGGUGCAAAGAAGCAAGAUAAGUAAAUAAAUACAGUAUGGGGAUGAGGUAGAUUGGAUGGGCUAUUUACAGAUGAGCUAUGUACAGGUGCAGUGAUCUGUGAGCUAUGAGACAACAGGGAAUAUUCACCAUGCCCUGGUCUUUCUAUACAGCCUUCAUACAGACUUGCAUGUACAUUGUUAUACAUCUAGUCAUUUCAUUAAUUUAUUUAAUUAAUUCUUACAGUCAAAAUGGGUGUGUCAUAAUAAUUUAAAUAUAAUGGUGAUAAAAUUUCAUUUCACCUCUCAUGCAAGAAAGAGCCUUAGAAUGUCUUACCUUCCAGGUUCUUACUUCUGGUUUGGGCUCACUAUAUUUAUGUUCAGGGAUUCUGUUGAAAAUAAACUCAUGAAUUUCUGAAACAUUGUAGAA